This is a messenger RNA of Tauraco erythrolophus (red-crested turaco), 1012 nucleotides long. The record is from RefSeq and is a predicted model, not a curated record. NCBI's taxonomy places the organism in Eukaryota, Metazoa, Chordata, Aves, Musophagiformes, Musophagidae.
CCGCUCUUGCUCCGGCGUUGACGCUGACUUCGCUCCCGGCAGAGACCAAGGUGUACGUGGGGAACCUGGGCACGGGCGCGGGCAAAGGUGAGCUGGAGAGAGCCUUCAGCUACUACGGGCCCCUGAGAACCGUGUGGAUCGCCAGGAACCCGCCGGGGUUCGCCUUCGUGGAGUUCGAAGACCCGAGAGAUGCUGAGGAUGCUGUUCGUGGACUUGAUGGGAAGGUAAUAUGUGGCUCCAGGGUUAGAGUGGAAGGGUCCCCCGGGGUCUCCCGUUAUGACAGGCCUCCUGCACGGCGCCCCUUUGACCCUAAUGACCGCUGCUAUGAGUGUGGUGAGAAAGGCCACUAUGCUUAUGAUUGCCACCGCUAUAGUCGUCGAAGGAGGAGCAGGUCCCGGUCUAGAUCCCGUUCCAGGUCCCGAGGAAGAAGGUAUUCUCGGUCACGCAGUCGGAGCCGUGGUAGGAGGUCCAGGUCAGCUUCCUAUCGUAGGUCCCGGUCUGUUUCUCCUCGUAGGUCUAGGUCUUUGUCCCCCCGCCGGUCCCGAUCGGGUUCCUUGAAGAGAUCAAGGUCUAGAUCAAGAUCCAGAUCUAGAUCCAGAUCUGUUACAUGGCCCCGAAGCAGGUCUAGGUCUCAUGGCAGAUCAAAAUCUGGCUCGCCAGCUAAGAGUCGGUCAAAGUCACGAUCACCAUCUCCAAAGAGAAGUCGUUCACCAUCAGGAAGCCCUCAAAGAAGUGCAAGUCCUGAAAGAAUGGAUUAAAGUUAUGAAGUUACUCUUUUAGGAAGAAAAUUAUUUUGCUUACAUUAUUAUAAGGGAUUUUGUGGUGUCUUUGUAAAUGUAAGAAUGUAGAUAGAAGAGUAUAUCAACUAAAAUUUGGCGUGAUCUGGGUCUUCUGAGUUAGUCACACCAAUAGACUAGCACAGGUCUCUUUUUAUUGUAUGAAUUAACUUCCUAUGAUACAAAAAUGUGGGACUUUUUUAUUGGCACAUUGAAAUAAAAUGUGUAUUUUUAAC